Xenopus laevis (African clawed frog) is the source of this 7344-nucleotide messenger RNA. It is a transcript of the gene zbtb40.L, whose product is annotated as zinc finger and BTB domain containing 40 L homeolog. Gene Ontology annotation, biological process: regulation of transcription by RNA polymerase II. Bases 421 to 4476 code for a protein of 1351 amino acids. Gene Ontology annotation, molecular function: DNA-binding transcription factor activity, RNA polymerase II-specific. The transcript has 19 exons. The record is from RefSeq and is a predicted model, not a curated record. Gene Ontology annotation, cellular component: nucleus. Lineage: Eukaryota; Metazoa; Chordata; Amphibia; Anura; Pipidae.
AGACUGCACAGCUCAUUCAACUGGGAGCCACUACCAGAAUUAACAAAGCACUGCCCAACGGGGAACACCUUCAUUCUUGAUGCUACACGUUGGAUUGACAGUCGUUCUUUCCCUUUCCUAAAAUGUCCUGCUGUGACAAGCUAUGGGCAGUUUUUAACAGGCAUACAAGCUAGAUAACGCCCAUGUGUGACAUCACAACCCCCGCCCACAUUUGAUCACAUGGCUGUGACAUCAGGACUUCCUCACAGCCACUCUGUGGUGCUGCUGCGGCCCAUCUAGAGAAGGAACAGGAGAUCUGAAUGUAGAAUUGUUGUGGUGCAGGUUUUAAAUGCCAGAAAGAAUCUGGAAGUGUUUGCAAAGAGGUAUUCCCUAAAGAGAGAAUAACAUACCGUCAGAUUACUUUUCAUUGCUAUUUAUGAAAUGGAGCUUCCAAACUACAGCAGACAGCUACUGCUGCAACUACACACGUUGUGUAAAGAGCAGAAGUUCUGCGACUGUACAAUUUUUAUUGGUACUUUUCAUUUUCGAGCCCAGAAGCUUGUGCUUGCUGCUGCCAGUUUACUGUUUAAAUCAUUGCUGGAAAGUACUGACACUAUAUCCAUAGAUGCUUCAGUCGUUACUCCAGAUGAAUUUUCCUUACUGUUGGAAAUGAUGUACUCGGGGAAGCUGCCUCCUGGAAAACACAAUUUGACAAAAAUCAUUUCGGUUGCAGAUAGUCUGCAAAUGUUCGAUGUGGCCGUGAGCUGUAAAAACCUCAUGACCGAGCUUAUGAGUCAGUUACAAGAGAGUUCAGUCCAGUCAAUAACUGUAAAUAAAACUGAAAUUUUCUCUAAACAGAACACCUUGAAUUUAAAAAAUGAUAUUACUAGUGAACCUACGCCUGCCGAGCAAAAAGUUUCUCCAGUUUCAACAGCAGCUCCCUAUGUUGCUCCUGCUGAAAAACCAAACGUGGACAAAAGUCCAGACAUCCCUGAAGUUACUAGGCUGCUAGAGACUGAAGCUGAGUUGCACACAGCCAACAAUUUAUUUGAUGAAACAUCUACUGAGACGGCACCUUCUUUGGUAAAUAAUGAAACAAAUAUCUCCUCACAGAUCUCUGAGAGUUUGUCUGUAACUCCCGAAACUGAGACUGUUCCAGAAAAAUUAGUCGAAGUGUCCGAUCCAGAUGCAGAUGACAAUAUAACAAGCCUUCUGGAAACUGAAAUUGUGUCGUGUGUUUCCGAAGUGCAAAAUAAUAGUCAUGAGGUUGUUGAGGAAGAAAGUAAAGAAAAGGUUACAGAGUCUGACUUAAUAUCAAAGGAUUCUUGCAUCACGGAAAUGUUAUGCUUCCCUAUCCAAACUGAUAAACCAGUUCAAAUAGAGGAGGAAGCUGAACCUGCUAUGAAGAAAAGAAGAUUGAAUGAACCAGAAACAGAUGCAAGUUCUGGUGAGUUGGAUUUUCUAAUACGUUAUGAAAGCAUCUUCAGUGAAGCCCUUUCAGACCCUCAGAGUGUAAUAGAAAAUCUGCAGAGGUGUCGGCAAAUUAAAGAAGCUGAAAAGCAGGCAGUGAUGGAGUGUUGCCAAGCAGAAGAGGGUAGUUCCACUUUUGCAAAACUUCUAGAAAAAGUUAAACAUGGACAAAGCAUUGUUGUUGACACGGUCCUGGCUUUGCUGAAAUUGUGCAGGCAUACAAAUCCAAGUGUUAAUAAAGCACUCCUAGAGAAAGAACCAGUGGAAAAAGAAACCUCUCUAAAAGAAGAACCUGUGUUAACUGAAGAAAAGGGCAAAUCUUUAUUUGAACUAUUGUUGGAGCACAAAGAGGACCUUAUACAGUGCAUCACAGAGCUCAGUCCUAUUAUUGAGUGUUUGGACACAGCAGAAGAAGGAUUUCUCAGCACCCUUGAGAAACAGGUGAUUAUUGAUUGCUGUGAAGGUGGAUCACAUAGAGACGCCAUGGAGAGACUAGUGAGGAAAGCAUCAGAAACAAAGACAUUGAGUCCCAAUAGCCUGGUAAAACUUCUACAAGCUGUGAGGGAAGCAUUUCCUGAUCUGCAUGUUUUGCUGGAGAUGCUGGAGCCACAAAGCAGAAAUCCCUGUUUAAAAGAUAAAAUGACCACAACUGAUUACGGAGCAGAGUUGUUAAGACAAUAUCAGGAAAAUUUCUCUGAGGUGGUAACAGAUUCUGAGUUGAUGCUCAGUGCCAUCGCAACAGCUGUUAAUUUAACUACCCAUGAAAAAGAGGUAAUGGAAAAGGUUGUGAAGAAAAAUACCACCUCAAAGAUUUUCAGCACGUUUACGUCCUUGGUUCUGGAUGAACAAACGUUGGCUGUCAUAGCUCUUUGGCAGCUGCUCCUAGCAAUGCAAGAGUCGAAUCCAUCUCUGAAGUCACUGAUUGAAGAGAUUCGUAAAGAGCCUGGAGCAGAUGUUUUCUUUCAGAGUGUAAUCAACAGAGGAAAUGAAGCAGCAGAAGUACUAGUGCGCUACAGUAAUUUAAUCACGCAAGCUUUCGGACAAUGUGAUAUUCUCAGCAUUGUACCCCCAGAAGACACAGCGUUGACAGAUUUGGUUAAGGAGCUACUAACGGUGCCGCAGCAGAAUGAAGACUCUGAGCUUCCUUCAAAGACUCUUUUGAGUUCAACACUGCAGCAUGCUGUACCGGCCAUGUCAUUCUGCAAUUUGCUUGUCAAUGUUAAGAGUUCUUCUCCAAUUCUUCAACCAGUGAUGAAGGAAUUAAAGCAGCUAGGAAUACUUAUGGAUGGAGAAGAGCACAUUCAAGGUGUAAGCAGGUGGAAUGUUAACAGUAAAUGCCAGCUAGUCGUUGUCGAUGAUAGUGCUGAGGGAAACGAUGAAGAAGAACAGACAAAAGAUGAUGAAAAUGAAGAAAGGGAUUCCAGUAAAGAUUCGGUGCAGGAAAAGAGUUCCUCCAAAAAGAACUUUAUCUGCAAGUCCUGUGACAAGAUUUUCCUUUUCCGCUGCCGUCUGGAAGUGCACAUGAAGCGUUGUCGAAUGGCAAAGCGAAAUCCUUUACAAUGCAAAGAUUGUAAUGAGAUUCAGUCUUCUAGAAAGGAACUAGACCAGCAUCGAGAAGUCGUCCACGGCUGCUUGGCUUCUUCCCGUACAAAUAAAGGGAGAAGGAGAUUGCUUGUGACAUGCGAUAUCUGUGGCAAAGAGUUUGCCCAUCCUUCAGGGCUUCAGUACCACAAAAGGACAGAGCAUUUUGAUGAGAAGCCUUUCACCUGUGAUGAAUGCGGUGCCAAGUUUGCUGCCAAUUCCACACUUAAAAACCAUCAACGUCUUCAUACAGGGGAGCGACCGUUUGUCUGCAAGCAUUGUGACAUGACCUUUACCCAGGCAGCUGCACUUUCCUACCAUACAAAGAAGAAACAUUCGGAAGGAAAAAUGUACGCGUGCCAGUAUUGUGAUGCUGUCUUUGCACAAUCCAUUGAACUCACCAGACACGUUAGGACACAUACAGGAGACAAGCCAUACGUCUGUCGCGAAUGUGGGAAGGGUUUUAGCCAAGCCAAUGGCCUUUCCAUACACCUAAGAACAUUCCAUAAUAUUGAAGAUCCUUAUGACUGCCAGAAAUGUAGAAUGAGUUUUCCUACCUUGGAAGAGAAUAGGCAACAUAUACAAGUUGUGCAUUCCAAGGAAUACCACCCAUGCCCAACGUGUGAUAAAAUCUUUAGUGCUCCUUCCCUGCUCGAACGCCACAUUGUCACCCAUGUGGGAGGGAAACCCUACAAUUGUGAAAUCUGUGAUAAAGCUUAUCAGCAAUUGUCUGGCUUGUGGUAUCACAAUCGCACCCAUCACCCGGAUUUGUUUGCUGCUCAGAAUCAUCGUUCCUCCAAGUUCUCAACACAGUGCAGUUCCUGCGACCAGACCUUUCCAAACACAGCACUACUACAAAAACAUACAAAAGCGGAGCAUCCCGAUGGUAAAGUAUAUGAAUGUGAUCAUUGCAAACAGACAUACCCAACUUCUGCAGCACUGCAAGUGCACAUCAAGUGCAAACACUCAGGAACAACCGUGACAAUGCAAUGGACACAGCCAUUCCAUUGUCUUUAUUGUAAUGAUAGUUUUCAGUUCCCUGGAGCCUUACAGCACCACGUUGCCACCGAACAUUUCCACGAGACCGAGAACACGUUUGGCUGUGAAAUUUGCGGGGAGCUCUUUACCGUUCACUCUCAGCUAGAAAGACACUAUGAAACAGAUCACCCUGAAGUUGUGCUCACAGAAAAUGAAACUGCAGAUACACAAGUGGUACAGGUAAUUCAGACACAGGACCAAGUAGCGUCUACAGAGCAAGUGAUAACUUUGGACGAAUCUCACCUGGCAGGCUCCCAAGUGAUAGUAGCGCUACCAGAUACUCAGGUCAAUCAAACUACUACACAACUGGUCGCUGUCAGCAUGGAGGAUUUGUUGGAUGGUACAGUCACUCUAAUUUGUUCAGAUCCAGUACCAGGAGUUGCCACAAAGAACUCAAAGUUAGAGUAACUGUGAUAUAUCCAUAUUGCAGAUCUGGACUACUUUUAUACCACUUGCAGACCAUUUAUUCGUUGCCGUGCCACUUCUUUUUUUAUUUGUUUUACCAUUUUGUUCAGUUUUCAUUUCUUUACCCCACUUUCUUAGAAUUCGUCAUUACAAUUUGAGAUCAUGUUAUAGAUUUUUUUUCCCUUUAAUUAUAGAUUUGCUCUUUUUUUGGGGGGAUGGAUCCCCUGUACCUGGCUCUUCUUUUUCCAAUCCAGUUUUCUGCAUAUAAGUUGGAUGAAAAAAAUGGAACCUCUUCUUUGUCUUUGCAUUUCUCUGCACUAUGUUCAGACAACUUUUAAAAUACGUAUGUAGUUUCAUCACUGCAGCAGUCCUUUAAUCCUCUGUGAGGAGAGACGCAAUACACAGAAGAGUCUAUAGAGAUGCAAAUCCACAUAUCUUCAAGCCAAGGAAAAAAUGUACUGCCCGCAAUCUGCUUGCACUAAAUGGCCGGUGUUUAGCUUAGAGUUCAACAGCUCACGGCUGCCAAACCCCAUCCUGAAGAUUUUCUUUCCUUCAGAAAAAAGUUUAUGUUCAUUUGAGAUUUAGAAAUGAUUUAAUAAAACAUAUCUUAGCCAUCAUUUCUUUUCUAGUUUAUAAAACAUUCAUAUAUAUGUGCUUUUCCGUUCCCUUGGCCGAUUUUGCAACAGAAAGGGCUAUAUCUGCGGCUUCUAAAGUAAUACAACCUUUUUUUAUUUGUAAAGAAACUGAAAACCAAAGAACUGACAUGUGACUACAAAUAAGAAUGGCCUGAAUAGUAAAGGAUUGCCUACACACAGCUCUUCCAAGCUCUUGCAUCAUACCGAGUACAAUAUAGUGCCCUGGAUCAUGUAUUCAUCCCCCUCUCAGCAUUUGUUAGGCUGCCUCUCAUAUGACAGAAAUGAAAAAUCUAUUUACAGGUUAGAAAUUGUCUCUUCGCUACAAUAAUGCAUUUAUGAACAAGUCCCAGUACUGUUAUGUAAUUAUGCUCUCACGUUAUUCUUCAGCACUGAAGUGGUCUAUAAAAUAAUAUUGUGAAAUUAUUAAAAAUGUAUAUAUUUCUAUUUAACAAGAGCUUUAUAUCUUUGCUUUAUGGCGGCUAUUCGUUUUAGUUAACAGGCUUGUGUGCCCCGGUUAUCUACACAAAUAUGAAAGAAGAACCUUAUGAAUGACCUUCGUAUUGGGGCACCUUUUAUUGGUAACGUUGCAGUUGUCAUGCUUGUUUGAAACACAAUCAGAUGUCGUCUUUUUAUAUUGUCAUGUCAUAUGCAUUUUAUUCAGUUUUUUUAACUAAUGAAGGAAGUAUUCAUUUUUGGAUGUAUGAUCACAUUUUUUGUAACAUAGUAUUUUUUGUUUCAGCUAUAUAUUUAAAAAGAGUUCAUUAUUGAUUCUUAUAUCCUAACUAAAGGCUAGUAAAUCAUUUUAUGACAUGCAUGUUUCUGAUCAGCCAAAUAUUACAGUAGCCCUAUGAUUUAACAUUUAUGUUUCCCCCUUAGAUACAUAUAUACAAUAAAUGCAGCCGUACCCAAGCCGAAUAUCACAAUUGCUAAUUGUCAAUUUGAGAAGAGUAAAGGUCCCUUUUUCUAGAGUAAUGAAUCCCGUUUCAUCAUCUGGCAGUCAGACUGACGAAUCUGGAUUUGGAGAUGCCAAGGGAACGAUACCUGCCUAAAGGUGUAAUGACAACAGUAAAGUUUGUCAGAGGGAAGGUUAUUUGUCAUGGUUUAGGCCAGGUCCCGUCUGAGAUUCAAAAUAGGCCUUGACGUUUGAAGUACACAGAGGCCCAAUAAAUAGUGUCUGUCUAUGGCAUCUAACAGCAGUCGCCCAAGAUUUUCAGUACAGGCCUGACUAUGGCACUUGCUUCCAGUGAAAGCAACCCUUUUCACUACAGCAUAGAAGGGAAGUUCUUUCUUCAACAUUUUAACAUCCGUACAGAAAUGGUUUGCUGAGAAGAACUUUACUGUCCUUCACAGAGCCGGACUCAGCACCAGUGGGAUGAAUGGGAGCUCGGGCUGCAUGCUGGGUCUAAUUGUUAUCCCCUAUUGCUCUAGAGUGGCUAAAUGAAAGUAAAUGUCCCAUUAUCUAGUGGCAAGUCUUUACAGAAGUGCAGAGAUUAUUCCAGAGGAAAAGGUAUGAAUAAGGUCACUUUAAUAUCCUUAGUUCUAAAAAUGACAUGCUACUCAAAAAUGCCACUGGAUACUAUACAGAGUGUUGUUUUAGAUUUUAGUUGAGGAUUGGGCAUACAUGUGUGUAGACAAGCAUUCUUUGUGCAUACCUGGUUAUAUCACAAGUGAGGUUAGAAAAAGACCCUGUUAGAGAUAGGGUUGCCACCCAGCCGGGAUUUUACCAGCCUGGCCGGUAAAACACCUGCCGGGGCCGGUAUUACAAAUUGACCAGCAAUGUCAGAAAAUUUGUAAUACCCCUAAAAAAGGCCCUUGGCCCGCCCCCAAUCUGAUCAAAACGUACUCUUUUUCGCUGCCUUCAGACCAUUGUGUUGUGGCUCCACCCCCUUUGACAUCAUGAUCAGCCCCCUUUGGCAUCACAGCCCACCCCUUUUGUUCCCGCCCCCACCACUGGCCGGUGAAAAUUUUGUUAAAAGGUGGCAACUAUAGUUAGAGAUGAUGCACUUUAGGAAUAAUUAGGUUUUUUUGAUAUCUUACCCUUUAAGUCGCAGUGUAAUGCAGCUCUCUAGAUUUGGAAUCCCCAACCUGUGAGCCACAUUCAUAAUGUAAAUAAAAGUUGGAGUCUAUCUUUCAGAGCACCUGAUAUAAAGAAGUUGAAAUAGUAGUUGUCCUUAUUUAAAGCAAUAUGUGUGAUUUUUUUUCAGAUAUGUUUGUAUUUAGCUGCCUCUAGACUUAU